GAUGAUUUCUCUCCAUAACAAUAACAAGUAAGACAUAGUAAAUUAAUAUGUUGAGUUUUUAACUCGGUUUUAUUAGGUUUUUAUUUUUGAACUAACGGAAAAUAGACAUAUACGUAAUUUAAGUAAUCUCAGGACCUCCACAAAGUAUUGGCAGCACAGAAUUUGCAGCAACUUAAGUACUUAAAAAACAUCUGGCACGGGGCGCGUAUUGUGGCUAAAGGAUUAACAAACAAUGGAGGACUCUGUAGAUGGGACACGCAAAGAUCAUGUACUCGAUCGUCUCAAUAAACGUAACAAGGAUCGUCAAAAUUAUUUGGAUGUCAAAUUGGAGCAACGUUCGAAAGACUGUAUCGAAAAUGAGGGUGUUGAUUAUUUUGCCCAAACUUUCGGGCAACGUGCCUACGACAUUGAGCAGAGUAUCAAGAGUGUUCAAUUGACGAGUGGCGGUGAUGCGCCGCCAGCUUUGAAUCAAUUGACCAAACAUUUUGCUGAUAUCACAAUGCAGAUACAGGAAUUGCAAAACUAUUUAACCGCAUCCACAAUGUUUCUAUCGGAUUUUAAAAUCAAAUCUUGUCAAAAUAUGUUAAAUUCAUUGACCAGCAGCAGCGAUGAGGCACGUCAACGUUUAAUACCAAAGAAGAAAUUUGGUUUUAGUGGCAAAAAGACAAGUGUGAACGUUAAACAGAAACCUCAAUUGAUUGACAAACCGGAUGCAAUGGAGAAAUUGGAAACAGCUGAAAAGAAAGUCAAACAAUUUGAUUGGACCAUAGCCAAUUCGAAGAAUAGACAUUUAAUCCUAUCGGGCGAUGAUGUCAAUGGUCAGGAUAUAACCAUUUCGAAUUUAAGUCAUUGUCUAAUUGAACUGCAAGGUCAUCCGGGCUCUGUACAGAUCUCCAAGGCCGCCCAUUGCACUAUACUAUGUGGCCCGAUAUCGAGAUCAUUUUUUGCCGAACAUCUUACAAAUUGUACUCUGGCCAUUGCCUGUCAGCAAUUGCGUUUGCAUUCCUCUCAAUCCGUAUGCAUCUAUUUGCAUGUCACCUGUCGAGCCAUUAUCGAAGAUUCGAAUGGCAUCGAUAUAGCUGAAUAUAAUUAUGAUUAUCCAGAGCUGGAGAAUGAUUACAUCAAGUCGGGUUUGAAUAAAUCCCAAAAUAAUUAUACAGAUGUCGCUGAUUUCAAUUGGUUAUCACCGGAUAUACCGUCGCCCAAUUGGACAUUGCUCAAAGAUUAUGCAGCUCCCAAUUGGACGGCCCAGAGGCGAGAGUUCCUGUCAAAGCAUAAUGUUAAUGAUAAUAUUCCUCAUAAUGAUAAUAAUGCAAUAGUCAAGGAUAUAUCGAUUAUAUAGUGGCGACAUCGGCGGUUAUUGUUCUCAUUAUUGGCCUAUGCCCUUGUGAUGGCUUGGCUACUUUUGGAAAUUCUAAUGCCGCCGUUGUCUCAGUAUAGCAAUUUAACUCGCACUGUGUAAAUGAAUAACAUUUAAGGUAUAAAUAAUAAUA
This is a messenger RNA of Drosophila willistoni, 1493 nucleotides long. It is a transcript of the gene TBCC, whose product is annotated as tubulin-specific chaperone C. Lineage: Eukaryota; Metazoa; Arthropoda; Insecta; Diptera; Drosophilidae. Gene Ontology annotation, molecular function: tubulin binding. Gene Ontology annotation, biological process: tubulin complex assembly; post-chaperonin tubulin folding pathway. The coding region runs from base 233 to 1342 and encodes 369 amino acids. The record is from RefSeq and is a predicted model, not a curated record. The transcript is spliced from 2 exons. Gene Ontology annotation, cellular component: cytoplasm.